AGAAUCAAAACAGACAGAGAGAAGGAGAGAGAGAGAGAAAGGAAGAUAGAUAGAGAGAAAAAGAAAGAGAAAUAGAGAGAAAAAAGGCAAUAAUAGAAGAGAGAAAUAAGUACUUCAGUUUCACGAAGAUUCCAGAAUAUAAUAGACGAAGAGAAGAGGAGAGAGAAGGAAAGAAAGGAAGAGACACAGACGCAGAAGAAGAAGAAGGAGAGUAGAAAAGAGAGAAAAGGAAAGAAAGGAAGUGACACAGACGUAGAAGAAGAAGAAGGAGAGAAGAAAAGAGAGAAAAGGAAAAGGCAAAGAAUUAUCUCCUAUUUGUCAAGUUAAUCAGUGAUUUUGAAAACACAUUUUUAGACUUUUUCUCCUUUUUCCUUAUUCUUCUUCGUUGUUAUGGCCAAUCUCUUUGGAAUUAUCGUGUCGGGGCGUCUGGUGCAAACAAACUUCGAGCAAGUGGGGGAGAAACAAUUUUUGUGCAUCAUUCCCGAGGCCGACAACAUCAAUCACGUGGUAGUCUUUCUGACGGGCAGUGUCCCCUUUCCCGAUGGUCUUGGGGGCUCAGUCUACUUUAGUUGGCCAGACCCCAAUGGCCCCCCCACCUGGCACCUACUGGGUAACAUAACGAACACCAAACCCUCAGCAAUAUUCAAGAUUUCCGGCCUAAAGAAAACGGGUGACUCGAUCCUACAGUCGGGGUAUAAUUUCGGAGCUCAGAAAGUAUCGCACAAUGCUCAGAUUGGGAUAUCGGUGGAACCACUGUCACAAAUACAGGGCCAGGUUGCCAAUCCAUCCACAGAGGCAUCAACCCUUAAUUCCUACAUGGAGUUCAGCCAUGCUAUGUGCGAAAACCUCUACAACUUUGCAUCUAGCUUCGCCCAGAGUCCUUCGCAGAUCACCCCUAAUCCAUCCGAACAGUACUUACCCUUCUCAGUGCUCACGAAAUGGUACGAGAGCUUCAGCCGGAAGUUGCAACAGAACCCGAAUUUCUGGAAGAAGUAGUGAGCCAAGGCAGUUGCAUCGUUUUUGUGGCUCUUGUGUAAUUGUAAGCUGUUUGUGCAUUGCCAGUGAUUGAUGCCCAUAUGACUAGCACAAGCAGAAUACAUUUUUUCAGCAAAAUGCCCUUACUAAAGCUCAAAGAAAAUAAUGAUAUAAUGGAGAUCAUGAAUUAUCUCUUUAUCUAAUGUCUCUUCAUUUUUGCUUAUACAUCUUAUACAGCAGAAUUAACAGUGUCUUAAUGCUGUAUUGUAUUCCCCUUUUAUAUAGCUAUGAUAUAGAAUGCUUUGUGAUUAAAUUUUAUUCCGAGUUAUCUUCAUGACUCAUAAUUCUCAUUUCUUUGUGAAACACAGUGAUGAUUUAGUGGCCUAUACAUCCAUAUCAAAAGAGUGUAAUUCUUUGUUAUACUAUGGUGAUUUAUUGCAUAAUUUCUUGCGGAUAUAUAUAGAGAAUUUUGGCAUAUAAAAUUUUCCAUAAGGUUGGUCACUUGUUAAGCUUGGAGGUCUGGAUAAGAUUACAACAACAGUUCCAGGUAUUGUUUCACAGAAUGGAGUAAUGGAGAUAAAUUAUAUAUCAUAAUAUGGUUUGAUUACUCUCAGAAAAAGGAGGGGAAGAACGAAGUGUCUGGUUGCAUCUCAAUCAUUAUUUGUAAAGGAAUAUCUCUGGCAGAAGAAUUUCAAGAAAAUUACAUUUUUUUCUUAAUUACCUUUCUGUCCCAUGAUGAAAGGCAUUUUACAAUUAAUGGGAAUUGUAAAUUAAGUCUUACUAUAUCCUAUUUUUAGAGUUUUUCUGUUAACCUCUCUUUUUUUUUUUUUACUUACAAUAAUGUUAUGUUUACCUGCUGUGUAUAAGAAAAGAAUUUAGAUAUAUAUUUUAUUUGUUUUCUAAGAUUUCCUAUACUAUAGUCAGUUUUAUACUGAUUUUGUAUACCUUUUUUAAUAUUUUUGAUUUUUAUAAUACCUGUUUAUGUUUGUGGGGUCUGUUUUGGGUGUAUAAAAUGGAUACUGCUCAGUUAAUAGACUGGAUUCCUUUUUCUACAGUCAGUCAGCCCAGUUUGUAGUUAACUAGACUUAACAGUGUCAUCUUGUGUGCUUCUGUUAGCAAGUGUCAUUUAAAUAUGUCCCAGAUUUAUUUUAGAGAAAGCAGAGGCAGUUGGGGAUGGGAUUGGUAGACUUGUUAAAAGGAGUGUGGCCCAUCUUCUCUGUGCUUGAAGUGUGAACUGUGAUACAAAAAGAUUAAUAAAUGCUAAAGAUGAUUGUAUAA
Molecule: messenger RNA, 2253 nt
Organism: Penaeus monodon (black tiger shrimp)
Lineage: Eukaryota; Metazoa; Arthropoda; Malacostraca; Decapoda; Penaeidae
Product: protein OPI10 homolog
Exons: 4
Coding region: 391-996 (201 amino acids)
Biological process (GO): protein import into nucleus
Cellular component (GO): cytosol; nucleus
Molecular function (GO): Hsp70 protein binding; nuclear import signal receptor activity
Source: RefSeq, a predicted model, not a curated record